ACACACCAUAGGAGCUUUGUGGAUUCAAAGGAUUUGCUUUCCCUUCUUAAAGAGCCGCUAUUCUUUGAUGAUUGGGCAGCGGCAAACUUCAAAGUAAUAAAUCGUAUUUCUGACUGGCUGGCGGCCCACCAAAGUCCUUAUCAAAUUCUAAGAAGUGAUCCCUCACUCCUCAGAUAGUGUAAGGAUAUCUUCAGGAGCAGCAGCAAAGCAGGCAACGAGUUUCCUACAUGAGGACAAUUUUCUUUUCUUGAAGAUUUUCUGUGUGAAAUAAUUAUUGUGAAAAAAAAAAGUUUGCCAUGGCUGCUGUGGCUGUGCUGCAGAACGACACUCUGCACGCUUUCCUCCAGGAUCGUACCCCGAACUCUUCACCUGAAACGACAAAACAUUCUCCACUGGCUCUUUUAGCAGCCACUUGCAGCAGGAUUGAACAUCAUCACGGUUCAGGUCCUGCAGAAUUUCUCCCGGUCUCAUAUGACCCGACUCUCGGUUCUCCAUCUAGAAUAUUUCAUCCUUGGAGUGCCGAAGGACCAUGCAACCCUACAACAGGACUUCAAAACAGCUCGAUCUUGGGAAUGUCCCCUCAGAAAUCUCAAUUCACAGCGCACAUGCAGUCAACUUUUGGCUCUCAUGAACUCCCCCUAACGCCUCCAGCGGAUCCUUCAUACCCCUAUGAUUUUUCACCUGUGAAGAUGCUGCCUUCCUCCAUGCAGUCACUACAAUCAAGUUGCCCACGCACAUAUGUACCUGCUGUGACCUAUGCAGCACCGGCACCUAUUGCACCUGCGAUGUCAGGUUUUGUUCAGGGACACACUGGUCUUCUUCAUCAGCAACCCAGGCAAUUGUCUCCGAACCCGGGGGACGACAUUCCCUGGUGGAGCCUUCAGCAGGGUAACCCAGUUAACCACCCCUCCUCCCUUGCCACACAUUGCUUCCCCCUCCACAGGAGCCUAGUCCUGGGGCAUUCUGACUUUGCACAAUAUCAGACUCAAAUAGCAGCCCUGCUUCAAACUAAAUCUCCACUUGUCACAGCCAGGAGGUGUCGGAGAUGCAGGUGCCCGAACUGUCAAUCAUCUAGUUCCAGUGAUGAGCCUGGAAAGAAGAAACAGCACAUCUGUCACAUACUGGGGUGUGGAAAAGUAUAUGGCAAAACUUCCCACUUAAAGGCUCACUUGAGGUGGCAUUCUGGAGAGAGACCAUUUGUGUGCAACUGGCUGUUUUGUGGCAAAAGCUUCACCAGGUCUGAUGAGCUUCAGAGGCACCUCAGGACACACACGGGGGAGAAACGCUUUGUCUGCCCCGAGUGUGGGAAAAGGUUCAUGAGGAGCGACCACCUGGCCAAGCACGUAAAAACUCAUCAGAACAAAAAGAGCAAAGUGGGAGAUAAGAGCACGGAACACGUAAAACGGGAAGAAAUACGAAACAAUUAGCAACAAUGAAUAAACUUUCCGCUUUGAAGCAAAUGGACUAAUUGUGCAAUAUAAUUUGAAAUAAAAUCGUUUAAACCUGUAUUGAUACUGUAUAUUGCAAUAGAUAAGUCUUUCUUUGGCAAAACUUACUUUGAUUUCCUGAUGGUGAAUAUAGUGUCUUGAUUUUAAGACACUUGUAAUUGAUCCCAAUUAUGUUACUUUUUGGCGGACACUAAGCGUAUUACCUUUGAAAUAUACCCAUCGCGAUCAACACAUAUUCACAAAACAUACUUUUUUUUAGCAGUGUUUCUCUGUGUAGGACUAAUAUAUGCAUAAGAAACAAGUUUUUAAACUUGUGUAUUUUUGUCUUCGGUGGAAGAUUGAACUUUUAUGUAUAUAUUAUUUAAUAGCUUUUAUUGAAUGAAAGUGUUCCUCUUUCGCUCCAUGUGGGGUGCCCUAUACGGCAUGCUUUUGAAAAGAAAUGCUUAUGUUUAAACAACCCAUUAUUGUGUGAAAAUAAAGAACUGAAUAUGUUUAAACAGUCUGAAA
Acipenser ruthenus (sterlet) is the source of this 1955-nucleotide messenger RNA. Its product is annotated as transcription factor Sp5-like. The record is from RefSeq and is a predicted model, not a curated record. The transcript is spliced from 2 exons. The coding region runs from base 297 to 1427 and encodes 376 amino acids. Lineage: Eukaryota; Metazoa; Chordata; Actinopteri; Acipenseriformes; Acipenseridae. Gene Ontology annotation, molecular function: DNA-binding transcription factor activity, RNA polymerase II-specific; RNA polymerase II cis-regulatory region sequence-specific DNA binding. Gene Ontology annotation, biological process: regulation of transcription by RNA polymerase II.